This is a messenger RNA of Diaporthe amygdali, 1503 nucleotides long. RefSeq lists its product as uncharacterized. The transcript is spliced from 3 exons. The record is from RefSeq and is a predicted model, not a curated record. Gene Ontology annotation, cellular component: membrane. Bases 1 to 1503 code for a protein of 500 amino acids. Lineage: Eukaryota; Fungi; Ascomycota; Sordariomycetes; Diaporthales; Diaporthaceae.
AUGGCUGAACAAGACAAGUAUGCCUCCCAUUGGGGGUCCAAGCCCAACAAUCCAACCACCGAAUCAAUUCCAAUCCCCGUACCUCGAGGCUCGGGCGCUGAGCAGGACCGUUUCGGCUCUCACUGGGGAUCCAACGCCAGCAAUCCCACCAGCCGAGAGAUCCCCGUCCCUGUUCCUACAGCUUCAGGAGCAGAGCAAGACCGCUGGGCUACCCACCUCAGCCGCCAGGCCCAGCGCAGCAGCGCGGCUGAAGGCGUCUCUUUCCGUGUGCCAACAGCAUCUGGAGCAGAGCAGGACCGAUACGCAGCUCAUCUGAGCCGCUCCGCUGCUCGCAAUCCAGAGGCUGAGGGCAUCAAUGUCCCAGUCUGGAGUGCCUCUGGUGCCGAGCAAGAUCGAUAUGCAUCGCACUGGAGCCGAGCCGAAGCCAAUAACCCUACCACCGACCGAAUUGGGAUCCCUGUCCGAGGUCCCAGCAGCGGAUACUCCGAGCAGGAAGUCUAUGCUGGCCACUUCACGACUGACAGGUACAACAUACCGCGUGAUGCAACAGCGGUCGGCAUCCUGAAGAACACGCUGCUGCCCUCUCUCGGCCUCCACUCUAGUCUCGGUGUUGCUGCCUAUGCUGCCUCUCGGGUUGCUAACCGUGUUGACGGAAAAGAUUGGCUUUGGCCCGUUAGCCCGGUGGUCAACGCCUGGUGGAGUGCUGUUGGUAUCCGCGUUGUCUAUGACGGCGUGUCUAUUGGAUCUGCCCUGUCGUCUCUGGUCUACCCAGAUAAAGUACUCCUAGGCGGUAUCACAGCCUGGGGCGCGCGUCUCUUCUACCAGGUUGCGUCUCGAAGCUCCAAGUCCAACUCUGAUGAUGGUCGAUAUCUUGCGGAGAAGCAGGAUCCUGGCUUUUGGAACAAGGCUUUCUUCAAGUACUUUUUGCCGGAGGCAAUCGUCCAGGCUGUCAUUUCCCUGCCUUUCACACUGUCUCUCCGCAACCCAUAUGCUAGUGCUCGCUCGUCUCUGUCAGCACCCAUCGAAUGGGCUCACGAUCUUGCCGUCUUCGUCUUCAGUGCUGGUUUCGCUCUUGAGGUGCUUGCGGAUUAUCAACUCAACAAGCACAAGAAGGCUGGUAAUGUCACUCUGAACCGUGAGGGUGUUUGGAGCAUCGUGCGCCAUCCCAACUACCUUGGCGACGCUCUUGUUCAUUUCUCGUUCCCUCUCUUCCUCUGGGGAUCUGGCAAACUCCACCCAAUCACUCUUCUCGCACCGGCCGCCAACUAUGCAUUCCUGAGAUACAUCGGUGGGGAUGCGCAAACCGAGGCCUACCAGGAGGCGCAGUAUGCUAAGACCAGCUCGCCCAAGGCCAACGAGUUUGCCGAGUACAAGGCGACCAAGAACAGUUUCUGGCCCAAGACGCAGGAAGCCGCCAAUCCAUGGACUUUAGCAGUGGUUGGAGCCGGUGCCGUCGGCCUCGCUGCUGAAAGGACUCUGCGCCACUUUGCGCUCCAGCCCUAA